AUGUUUCAUUACAUCGCAUUACUGACUUUUGGCCUUGUGACCCUAACCACCGCCAAACCAUUGUACACAACAGCUGGAUCUUCACAACUAGAUGUCCGAAACAAUUACAACAGUGGAUCAGGAUAUGCAACAUCGAUAGGAUAUGCUUCACCACUACAAUCGAGAAUUAUAACAGCAGCUUCUCCAUUCGCCUACUCAGCUCCAAUUGCCAGAUAUAGUCCAUCAGUUUUGGCAGGCCCAUUUGCAUAUGGAUCUCCAAGAUAUGAAUCUCCAGUUUUGGGCGCAGGAUAUGCAUCACCGUAUGCAGCUCAAUAUGCUUCUCCAUAUGCGUCACCAGUAUUCGCUCAAGUUGCUUCUCCGUACUCUGCAGCUUAUGCAUCGCCAUAUACGAUCGCCGCACCUGGAUCUAGUCCAAUUUUACUGUAA
Episyrphus balteatus (marmalade hoverfly) is the source of this 426-nucleotide messenger RNA. RefSeq lists its product as uncharacterized. NCBI's taxonomy places the organism in Eukaryota, Metazoa, Arthropoda, Insecta, Diptera, Syrphidae. The transcript is spliced from 2 exons. The record is from RefSeq and is a predicted model, not a curated record. Bases 1 to 426 code for a protein of 141 amino acids.